Molecule: messenger RNA, 5215 nt
Organism: Mus pahari (shrew mouse)
Lineage: Eukaryota; Metazoa; Chordata; Mammalia; Rodentia; Muridae
Gene: Masp1
Product: mannan binding lectin serine peptidase 1
Exons: 16
Coding region: 257-2371 (704 amino acids)
Biological process (GO): complement activation; zymogen activation
Cellular component (GO): blood microparticle; extracellular region
Molecular function (GO): calcium ion binding; serine-type endopeptidase activity
Source: RefSeq, a predicted model, not a curated record
ACAGUCUGUCAGGUCCCUCGGAGUAUACAUAAGCUCAGAGAGAGGAGAGAGGGAAAGCCAGAGGGAGAGGGGGAGAGGGGAUCUGUUGCAGGCAGGAGAAGGCGUGACCUGAAUGGAGAAUGCCAGCCAAUUCCAGAGACACACAGGGACCUCAGAACAAAGAUAAGGCAUCGCUGACACCACACCGGGGACUGGGAAGAGCUCCCAGACAAGUGGGGGAGAAGGAACCAAAGCCGGGAGCACACAAGGAAGGAAAAUGAGGUUCCUGUCUUUCUGGCGGCUCCUCCUCUACCACGCUCUGUGCCUCGCCCUGCCGGAGGUCUCAGCCCAUACUGUGGAGCUAAAUGAAAUGUUUGGUCAAAUCCAGUCACCUGGCUAUCCAGAUUCCUAUCCAAGUGACUCUGAGGUGACAUGGAAUAUUACUGUCCCAGAGGGCUUUCGGAUCAAGCUUUACUUCAUGCACUUCAACUUGGAAUCCUCCUAUCUUUGUGAAUACGACUAUGUGAAGGUAGAAACAGAAGACCAGGUGCUGGCAACCUUCUGUGGCAGGGAGACCACCGAUACCGAGCAGACCCCCGGCCAGGAAGUGGUUCUUUCGCCUGGCACCUUCAUGUCUGUCACUUUCCGGUCAGAUUUCUCCAAUGAGGAACGAUUCACAGGCUUCGACGCCCACUACAUGGCUGUAGAUGUGGAUGAGUGCAAGGAGAGGGAAGACGAAGAGCUGUCCUGUGACCACUACUGUCACAACUACAUCGGUGGCUACUACUGCUCCUGCCGCUUUGGCUACAUCCUCCACACAGACAACAGGACCUGCCGAGUGGAAUGCAGCGGCAAUCUCUUUACCCAGAGGACAGGCACAAUCACCAGCCCCGAUUACCCCAACCCUUACCCCAAGAGCUCAGAAUGUUCCUAUACCAUUGACCUGGAGGAGGGCUUUAUGGUCAGCCUGCAGUUUGAGGACAUUUUUGACAUUGAAGACCAUCCUGAGGUGCCCUGUCCCUAUGACUACAUUAAGAUUAAAGCUGGUUCAAAAGUAUGGGGUCCCUUCUGUGGAGAGAAAUCCCCAGAACCAAUCAGCACCCAGACUCACAGUGUCCAGAUCCUAUUCCGCAGCGACAACUCAGGAGAGAACCGAGGCUGGAGGCUCUCCUACAGAGCAGCAGGAAAUGAGUGCCCAAAGCUACAGCCUCCUAUGUAUGGGAAAAUCGAGCCCUCGCAGGCCGUGUAUUCCUUCAAAGACCAAGUGCUCAUCAGCUGUGACACCGGCUACAAAGUGCUAAAGGAUAAUGAGGUGAUGGACACAUUCCAAAUUGAAUGUCUGAAGGAUGGUGCAUGGAGUAACAAGAUCCCCACCUGUAAAAUUGUAGACUGUGGAGCUCCAGCAGGGCUGAAACAUGGGCUAGUAACCUUCUCCACCAGAAACAACCUCACCACAUACAAAUCUGAGAUAAGGUACUCCUGCCAGCAGCCCUACUACAAGAUGCUUCACAAUACCACAGGUGUAUAUACGUGUUCUGCUCAUGGGACCUGGACGAAUGAGGUGCUGAAGAGAAGCCUGCCCACCUGCCUUCCAGUGUGUGGUCUCCCCAAGUUCUCCCGGAAGCAGAUCUCCAGGAUCUUCAAUGGCCGCCCAGCCCAGAAGGGUACUACUCCAUGGAUUGCCAUGCUGUCACACCUGAAUGGACAACCCUUCUGUGGGGGUAGUCUUUUAGGCUCCAACUGGGUUUUGACGGCUGCUCACUGCCUCCACCAUCCACUUGAUCCAGAAGAACCAACCCUACACGACUCAUACUUGCUCAGCCCUUCUGACUUCAAAAUUAUCUUGGGAAAGCACUGGAGACGCCGCUCAGACGAGGACGAGCAGCAUCUGCGUGUAAAGCACACCAUGCUCCACCCACUGUACGACCCCAGCACGUUUGAAAAUGACCUUGGUCUGGUGGAACUGUCAGAGAGCCCGAGGCUGAACGACUUUGUGAUGCCUGUCUGUCUGCCUGAGCAGCCUUCCGCUGAAGGAACCAUGGUCAUCGUCAGCGGCUGGGGGAAGCAGUUCUUGCACAGGUUUCCAGAGAACCUGAUGGAGAUUGAAAUCCCAGUUGUAGACUACGACACCUGCCAGGAGGCCUAUACCCCAUUGAAGAAGAAAGUGACCAAGGACAUGAUCUGUGCCGGAGAAAAGGAAGGGGGGAAAGAUGCCUGUGCUGGUGACUCUGGAGGCCCUAUGGUGACCAAAGAUGCAGAGAGAGACCAAUGGUACCUGGUGGGCGUGGUGUCCUGGGGUGAAGAUUGCGGGAAGAAAGAUCGCUAUGGAGUUUAUUCUUACAUCUACCCCAACAAGGACUGGAUCCAGAGGAUCACUGGGGUGAGGAACUGAGUUCGAAUCCCAGCCCAACACCAACAGAAGAUCAGUGAACGCAAGCAACCUUUCCUUUCUGGUCCUCAGUCUUCAUUGCUCAUUCCUGGGUGAUACUGUGGUUCGCUGAGCCUCCUUCCCCUGGUCUUUAUAGAGGCAGAGGAGCAAAGCCGGUCAGGCUGCGUCCAGGCUCCACCACUUAAAAUUUUUGUAAUGAUGGACAGCUGACUGCCUCUUUGAGCCUGUUCUUCAACCAUGAGAAGCCAAUGCCAGACCUUAUCUACCUCACAAAACCACUCUGAGGAGAAAGUUAAUAUAUACAUAGUACUUAGCCUGGUGUUGGACCUAAACUAUGUGUUCUAAAAGUGUGACUUAGCAAAAGGCAGCUGUGUCCACCGGGCAGGUAGAGGUCCCGUGUAAACACUCAGUAGGGUAUUAGGAAUGAUUACUGUCACCCCUCCACCCACCCUCAGCCAUUGCUUUAAUCUGUCCCCUAAAUUCUAAGCUUUUUCACCAAAUACCAUCCUCCCAAGCCCAGCCCCAUUCCCCCAUAAAAAUGUAAACAAAAUAAAAUUCUCAGCCCUAUGACAUGACCCCAGUCACACACCCAGCAAUGUCAUUUGGUGCUUGAGCUCAGUACCAAAUGGUAAGAGAAACAGGGCUGAGAGGAAAUGGUGGGUUGUGAAGUCAUAUCUGCCCUCUGUCUCUCGUGGGACCCUCACGUCUCUCGUGGGACCCUCACGACAAGUCUUUUCUUCUUGUUUUGAAGGUACUUGUAAGCUCUGACAUUCUAGAAUCCAAGGGAGUCAUGCCCCCUGUGAUGAAUUAGAUUCAAAGUAAUCCAGAAGAAAAAUGUUCACUAGGUUCAAAAGACAAAAUUUUCCUGCUGUCCCUAAAAUUCCCACAGUAAUCCACCAUACUCAAGCCCCAAAGGACAUAACCAAGGUCACGUGCAGCCAAAGAUCUUCCCCUUGCUCUAAAUAGAGUGGCUUUCCUGAGCCCCAUCCCCCUUCUCGCCUCUAAGCAUGGGCCGCACAAGGCAGGCCCUGGCAGGCUCAGCCUCUUGCUCUCUCUCUCUCUCUCUCUCUCUCUCUCUCUCUCUCUCUCUCUCUCUCUGUCACUCUCCUUCUCCAUCUCCACAUCUCAGAUGAGCUUAGGCUGCCAUUUCUCUGAUUCUUGCCCCUUUGUCUCACCAACCUGUGAACGCUUGUCUUUGAAGAAGUUUCUAGAAACCUCAUCCAAGAUAAGAUUUUUCAAACAAACAGAAGCCCGACCCUGAGUUUCUGUGCCUGAGAAUUGUUUUUCAUAGUAGACUUUGACCCUUGACCUGUAUUGCUGCUGCUAGAUUCCAGAAGAAUCGCUGGUAAAUGAGGAAGACAGUGAGGAAUGAGGACUUGAGGGCAUUAAGCCCAAGGCUCCACACUCAGGGACAACAAUUUGCCCUACUACCCCUCUGAGCAUGUCACUCUAUCCCUAUGUGUUUGACUAUUAUGCAAAGAGAUGGCCCAAACCCAAGAAUCAGGUACUGCUCAAGCGAGCUGCUACUCUAUUUUAGUUCCUGAUGAAGGCUUUUGAUGCAGCUUUGAAACUGCUUGGAGACAAUGUGCCUGCCCCUCCACAGCACUUCCUGAGCAGUCUGCUGUCCAGGACAUGGCGACUGCUGCUGUGGCCUGCUGAAGCGAGGAACGUAUGGGUCAUGGCUUCCAGACGUUCCUGGUGGAACUGUGACACACAUGUGACUUCCAUAGGGGAAUGACCCCAGACAAGUGUAUUUUAGAGAGGCAUGGAGAUAGAAGAAAGCCCGGUGUUGUACAUAAUUGAAGGAGGGGAAGGCCAAGAACCAGCCUAGAAGGCAAUGACCUUCAGAAAGUGAGUAUUUCCACAAGUGAGGCCAAGGAAACUCUUCUAGAAGAAUGGGAAUCUGCAUCCACUCAGAUACCACCAGACCCUCCCAUAGUAGUGAUAUUUCUAGAAAACCAGCAUUCAACAUGAGAACCAACAUCUUAACAGGCCUCUCUCCAAAAUUCUUCAUCAGGAACUAAAAAAGAGUAUUUAUCCUUAACACUCAGCGCUUCAAAAGCCUCAGGCUUCCCAUGCAGAUACCAACUUCUGGCUGGGCCCAGUUUAUUCUAUUUAUCCUCCAAAUUAUGACUUCAUCUUGAGAAAAAUAACUAAAUAUCCCAUGGAACUUGAACCUUGGCCUCCAAAUACCUAUGACAUGAUCUGGUGGUUUGAGUAAGAAUGGCCCCCAUCGUGUUGCUAUUUGAAAAGAUUAGGUGUCACCUUACAGGCGUCGGAGUGGCCUUGUGGAGGAAAUAAUGUUACUGGAAGUGGGCUUUGGAGGUUUUCAGAAGCCCAAACCAGGCUCAGGGUCUCAAGAUGUUGGAGUUUUGGCCAAUUCUCCAGCACCAUGUCUGCCUGCAUGCCACCAUGCUCUUGCCAUGAUAAAAACGGGCAAAACCUCUGAAACUGUAACCUAGCCCUAUUUAACUGCUUUUGGUGACAGUGUCUCUUCACAGCAAUAGAACACUAAGACAGAAGUCUAGAUUCUGUUAUGGUCCAAGAAACCUGAUCACCUAAAACUAGAGACACAGAAGGAUGGUGUAGCCUUGGAGUCUACCGUGUCUAAAUCCAUAACCUAAUACUAACCAACUCACUACCUACGAAUCCAGCCAGUUCCUAAGCAACUCUAAAAUGUGCUGCCCAUAAAAAAGCCCUGCCUUCCAGGCAACUGAAAUCUACCUCCCGAGAAAUUGAUUUGUAUAAUGAAAGCUGUGAUUUCAUACUGUGAGCGCUGGUAUUAGCAGUGAUGAUCAUGCCUGGGACUCAUUAGUCAAAGAAGUUGUUCUUAUGGGAAACUACACA